Molecule: messenger RNA, 1911 nt
Organism: Arachis duranensis
Lineage: Eukaryota; Viridiplantae; Streptophyta; Magnoliopsida; Fabales; Fabaceae
Product: probable pectinesterase/pectinesterase inhibitor 47
Exons: 4
Coding region: 21-1775 (584 amino acids)
Biological process (GO): cell wall modification
Molecular function (GO): pectinesterase activity; pectinesterase inhibitor activity
Source: RefSeq, a predicted model, not a curated record
UUAAAAAUAAAAAAUAAAAAAUGUCAUUUUUAUCUAUAUCUUUAUUUCUUUCUAUUUUCUUCUUCCUUUUGUUCUUCACACCAUCUUCUUCUUUAUCUUUGUCGUCUUUUCCUUCUUCGUCUUCUUCUUCUGUUGCGUGCAAGUCGACAUUAUACCCUAAACUAUGUCGUACCCUUCUCUCCACAAUUCGAAACUCUCCUUUUGAUCCGUACAGUUACGGCAAGUUUUCCAUCAAACAAAGUCUCAAACAGGCCACAAAACUCGAAAAAGUCUUCAACGACUUUCUAAACCGCCACAAUCACCAAUCCAAUAAUAACUCUUCCUCUCUAAACAAUGCUGAGGUCUCUGCAAUCGUCGACUGCAGAGACCUCAACAAGCUCAACGUGGACUAUCUUUUGUCCAUAUCCGCUGAGCUCAAAUAUGCUAAUAACAAUGAUUAUUAUUAUUCCAACGGCGCCGCGGAGCUCGUCGACAAGAUCGAGAGCUAUCUCAGCGCCGUGGCCACCAACCACGAGACGUGUUACGAUGGGUUGGUGGCCACAAAAGGUGGGAUAGGUAACGUGCUCGCGGCGUCGUUGAAGGGUGCCACAGAAUUAUACAGUGUGUCGCUUGGGUUGGUGAGUGUGGCUCUUGAUAAGAACACGAAGAAGAAUAAUAAUAAGACCCGCAAACAUGGCCUUCCAACCAAGAACUUUAUGGUUAGGGAGCCACUUGAGAAGCUCAUUAAGCUUCUUCGAACAAAGUAUAGUUGCAAGAAGAAUUCAAAUUGUAGCAGAAGCGAAAGGAUUCUAAAAGAAAGCAAAAGCCAAGGGAUUCUAUUGAAAGAUUUUGUGAUAGUGAGCCAUUAUGAAGGGAGUGAUAACUACAGUUCAAUUGGAGAAGCCAUUGCUGCUGCACCAAAUAACACAAGGCCAGAAGAUGGGUAUUUUGUUGUGUAUGUUAGAGAAGGGUAUUAUGAGGAAUAUGUUGUUGUUCCAAAAGAAAAGAAGAACAUUUUGCUCAUUGGAGAUGGUAUCAACAACACUAUUAUCACUGGCAAUCAUAGUUUCAUUGAUGGUUGGAGUACUUUCAAUUCUUCUACCUUUGCUGUUAGCGGAGAAAGAUUUAUUGCGGUGGACAUUACUUUCAGAAACACCGCCGGACCGGAAAAACACCAAGCCGUGGCUGUGCGAAACAACGCCGACCUCUCCACAUUCUACCGUUGCAGCUUCGAAGGCUACCAAGACACGCUCUACGUCCACUCUCUCCGACAAUUCUACCGAGAAUGCCACAUUUACGGCACCGUUGACUUUAUCUUCGGCAACGCCGCUGUAGUCUUCCAAAGCUGCAACAUCUACGCCAGAAAUCCGAUGGCCAAUCAAAAGAAUGCUGUGACUGCUCAGGGAAGAAACGAUCCUAACAUGAACACCGGAAUCUCGAUCCAUAACUGCAGCAUUAGUGCUGCACCGGACUUGAAUACUUCGUCCACCGUGACCUACUUAGGUAGGCCAUGGAAGGAGUAUUCGAGGACGGUGUAUUUGCAGUCUUAUAUUGGUGAUCUCAUAGAACCUUCUGGAUGGUUGGAAUGGAAUGGAACAAUUGGGUUGGAUACUCUCUUUUAUGGAGAAUUCAAUAAUUAUGGACCUGGUUCUAACACUAGUAAUAGAGUUCAUUGGCCUGGUUAUGUGCUUUUGAAUGCUACACAAGCUUCUAAUUUUACUGUUCUUAAUUUCACUUUGGGGAAUACAUGGCUUCCAGAUACAGAUAUACCCUAUACUGAAGGCUUGUUGAAUUAGAUCAGACUGAAAAGGAGCAGAAGAUGCAGGAAUCCAUCUUUGGCCACCAAGAAAAGUCUUGACUGUAAACUUGCUAGCUUGUUUAGAAGAAAUAGCUCUCAAGCCCUUCCACUUGACUCUAUUUGCUGUAGAAGCC